AUCGCGGCUGGAGGAAGAGAGACUGAAUUAGAGACCAGGAAGUGUUGACACGGUGUACCUCUGUUGGUCAUUCGAAGAAACGGUUACAAACAUUUUAACUCCAAAGGAUAGUGUAAUUGUUUUUUCGUGGAGUAAUUAACAGCAGACUGUGAAAUCAUGGGGGUGGGUGAUCCAAAUAGCACGGAGCCGAGAGAAGGAGAGUCUUCACAGGAGGCGGAUCCAGUUAAAUCUCUGCAGUCUCAAGUGGAUGGAGUCAAGGAGAUUAUGACCCAGAAUGUCGAUCGGAUCCUGGCCCGUGGAGAAAGACUGGAUGAUCUGAUGGGCAAAUCUGAAGACCUGGAAGCUGGGGCCCAGAACUUCAAGCACACCUCUCAGAAGGUCGCUCGUGCUUACUGGUGGAAGAACGUGAAGCUGAUUGUGCUUAUUGUUGUGAUAGUCCUUGUCAUUGUACUGAUUAUCAUAUUCCUUGCCACUGGUGUGAUCCCAACCAGUUCACCCGCACCCAAACCUCCCACCGUCACACCACCCUAGGAUUUCUAUCAGUUACAAACACACACACACACACAUAUACAGAUAUAUGCAACCAUGUCCACACCCCAACAGUCAAAAUUACAAGAAUUCACACAUAUAACACACACACACAUACUCUUUAUUUGCACAUUUUGCUCAUAUACCGUCAUAUCUCAUGGUAUCACACCUCCUUACUAUGAGGAGCUUCCAUAAUGACAGCUUUGAAACCUUGAAGAGGAGGAUUUUAAGUAGUCUAUAGACAUAAUGCUGUCUAUUUUCUUAUAUACUUCUCACUUCCUAAAGCUGUUUUUAUGAUUCUCUAAAGCCUGAUAACAUGCCCCAACUGUAAUAGAUUACUUAAAUUACUGCAAUAUACUGAAGGUACGCUUAAUAUAAUCAUAUACUGGCAUUGAAUCAGAGAAGGUAAUGGGUGAAAGUUCUCUCUACUGAAUUAUGAAGUAUAUUUAAGACUGUUAGAUUAGAUUACAGUUACUUGUUAGAAGAUGUUACUUGUUAUUAUGGUUUACUUUUAUUAGAUCUCCAAGUGUCUCUAUUUUGUACUCUGUGCUUUUGUUGUCUCCACAAGUAUGUGUGUCAUUUGUAAAAGGUCAAACCAUAAUGUGUUCUUAAAACUUGCAUUAUCCAAAACACACCCUUUCAGGAAAUUGUAAGAUGUUUGGAUUUUUGUCUUUCUCCUUGUCUUAAAUCUUUACUGAAAUUGGCAAUGCCUUAAGCUUCCAAACAGAGAAACCAAUUUUCUUCUUAUAGAAUGAAUGAAAUAUUACGAAACGAGAGCACCUGAACAAGGCCAUUUAGAUUGACAGUAGAAAACACCCACUUUUUCUAUCCUCUUCAUAAAUCACUGCAUUGAAUUUGACAUGCAGUGUAACACUUGCACUGUACCACAUGCAGUCAGUACUGUAAUAAUUAAUAUUGCAUCAAAAUAUUUGCCUUGCUCUGUGGGAGCUUUCCGAAACCCAAGAAACAUAACUUUUUACUAUAUAGAAAACAGAGCAAUGAGGAAUGUUUUAAAAGCUGUGCUGUUAUUUUAAGUUUGCCAUUUUUAUUUAAAAAAAAAAAAGAAGCUAACACAGUCAAUGAAAAUCACUUCUCUGAACGUGUUUGUUGGCUGGUCUUAUAUUAGUCUGCUGGGUAGCUUUAUGCACUUUGCUUUGGAGGGGUCAAGGUGUUGUAUGUCUGUAUGUAGUCAGAAUGACUUGACUGGUUGAAUGUUUGUGAAGUCUUAUUAUGCUGUAUCUCUUGUAGCUUACUGUAUUUAAAAUUGUAAUAUUCUCCCUUUUAAUCAGAGAAAAUAUUUUUAAACGUUUAAACUUUUUAAUCAAAACAUUUAAUCAAUUUAAGUUUUUGUAAUCUACAAAUAAUCAUUUUAAAACCUCGAUCAAGUGCCUUGGAUAUGAGUCUUAUUAGCUUAAACAGCCUGGAAAUGCAAUAUUUUGUAAAUAAACAUGAUCUCUCAAUAAAACUAAUGAUGAUUAUGA
Megalobrama amblycephala (Wuchang bream) is the source of this 2009-nucleotide messenger RNA. RefSeq names its product vesicle-associated membrane protein 8 (endobrevin) (gene vamp8). Gene Ontology annotation, molecular function: SNAP receptor activity; syntaxin binding. Lineage: Eukaryota; Metazoa; Chordata; Actinopteri; Cypriniformes; Xenocyprididae. Gene Ontology annotation, biological process: vesicle fusion; SNARE complex assembly; vesicle-mediated transport. The transcript is spliced from 3 exons. The record is from RefSeq and is a predicted model, not a curated record. Gene Ontology annotation, cellular component: SNARE complex; plasma membrane. Bases 157 to 531 code for a protein of 124 amino acids.